CUGUUAGACGACCCUUUAGUUCCUCUUGGCCAUUGUAGCUAGACGUGUAAUCGUUUGGUUUGAAAAAUUAGUGGCUAAAAAUGUAAAUAUCUGCCACAAAGUGGCUUGCUAGUGUAAUUUAGUGUUCUGGGUUGUCCAUGGUUUUGGGGUUUAAGCCCUCUCUCCAAAUUGCAAGUGCAGGGUUUUUCACAAAAACAGAUAUGGCAGUACCAAGGGGACGCAAUGGCGAAGAAGAAGGAGGAGAUAUUUUCGAAGAGGAAUUUGAAUUUGAGGAUCCCAAUUCUGUUCCUCCUCACCUCCUUAACCUUUUCGAUGCUGCUGAGAAUGGAAACCUCGAUGCCCUCCGCCAUGCCCUAGAUAAUUUGACUGGAAGCAUUGAUCAACCUCUUGAAGAUGGGGACACUGCUCUUCAUCUAACAUGUUUGUAUGGCCAUCUGUCUUGCGUGCAGCUAUUAUUGGAGAGGGGAGCUUCGUUAGAGGCGAAGGAUGAAGAUGGAGCACUCCCAUUGCAUGAUGCUUGUGCUGGAGGAUACACAGAGAUUGCCCAACUGCUAAUCAACAGUGCCCCGAAUCCUGAUUGUGUGAAGAGGAUGUUGGAGUCCGUUGAUGUAGAAGGUGAUACGCCUCUUCAUCAUGCUGCCAGAGGUGAACAUGUAAAUGUUAUUAGGUUAUUGCUAGCUUCAGGGGCUUGUCCUACUAAGACCAAUAUAUAUGGAAAGAGCCCCGGUGAGCUUGCUGCACCUGACACCGAACCCCAAAGAAUCUUAGAAGAAGCUGCAAGUGCUGUUCCUAGUCAUUAGGCCUUGAUGCCGAGAUUUUGAUAUGGUAGCUUGGCUAUCAGUACUAUAUGUUUGCCUUGUUUUAUAGUUUUAAGUGAACAAAAUUUCCCCUUGGAGGCUAAGAAAUCAUGUUGGAAUAGGGGACAAUAGUUUUGCAAUCAAACUAUCAAAGUUUGCAAUCAAAAGUGAAUUCAUGUUAAAA
Messenger RNA from Capsicum annuum, 981 nucleotides. RefSeq names its product ankyrin repeat domain-containing protein 39. The record is from RefSeq and is a predicted model, not a curated record. The transcript has 6 exons. Gene Ontology annotation, biological process: positive regulation of protein catabolic process; protein ubiquitination. NCBI's taxonomy places the organism in Eukaryota, Viridiplantae, Streptophyta, Magnoliopsida, Solanales, Solanaceae. Gene Ontology annotation, molecular function: protein binding. The coding region runs from base 138 to 800 and encodes 220 amino acids.